Molecule: messenger RNA, 1272 nt
Organism: Aspergillus niger
Lineage: Eukaryota; Fungi; Ascomycota; Eurotiomycetes; Eurotiales; Aspergillaceae
Exons: 1
Coding region: 1-1272 (423 amino acids)
Source: RefSeq, a predicted model, not a curated record
AUGGAGGCCCUAGACCGCAUCCCAUACGAGCUUCUAUCCAUUAUCAAUGCAUAUGCAGCAGAUUGGGUUAGCCUUGAAAGCCUCUUGCAAGAUUCGCCACGAGUGGGCGAGAUUUUUUCAAGCGACGCGAACACCAAGGCAGACUAUGAAGCCGUACACCUGGUAGAAUCAAUCCUACAGGAGAAUCCUGUUAUGCGCCAUGAGUUACACUGCCAUUUCCGUAUGGCUCUAAAACUGCGCCAGCCUUCCCUGAAAUCUUCGAGCCUCACCGACUUCAUCUCUCAAGACCAUUCUUCGUCCCUGAUGACAUCUACUUCUUCGAUAUGUCCAGGAAAGUUAGAAGAGAUGGUGAGUGUCGCGGCCAAUAUCCAGCGAUUGGCGUGCGCCUGUUUAACUACCCUCUUGGGUCGUGUUCGAAAGGUCCAGCCCCGGUGCUGGAAGAGACGUGCCAGUGACGGGACCGAGCCAUAUCAGCCGCGCGAGGCUGGCUCUCCGACAUGGAUCGAAGAAUAUCGGGUCUAUCGCGCGCUAUGGAACCUACAGCUAUAUGCCGACCUGUCAACUGCCGGAAAAAGGCUGGGCUGGCUUCACGAUGACCUUGAAAAUUGGUGGUUCGGGCACAUGCGAUGGGAUGAAGUGCCGGUUAUGGUUGGGGAAGAAGUCCGUACCGUAUCAGAAUGCUUGGAAACUCUGUGUGAAGGCGACCCCGUUCUUCGUACUACGAAGGCACAGGUGACCAAGUUGUAUAGUGAGAGACACUUAUUCGACAUACAACUCAUUUCCCAACUGCCAAACGCAUCUCAACUGUGCCGCGGGUUUGAAGUAUGGGCCCCUCCACUUCUGCCUGAAAUCCCCGUUACCGAUGACGGUUACCCUCUGGAUCCUUGGGGGUGGGGGCUUCGUUCGUUGAGAUUUAAUCGUAUGGCCGCUUUUUUCCGAGUCUGUCAGCUCCGGACGACCACCCAUCCCGCUAUGCAUCAAGUUUGUCAAAUUCAGGAUGCUGGCCCGUGGAGAGGCCUUGGUAUGCCAAUCUGGGACCUCUGGCGUUGUUAUUGCUUGGGGCUACAUUCAGCUAGGCAUAAUAUCCCCCGCCGUUAUUCUGGGCCUCUGAGAGCCCCUGAUGGAUCCGUAGUCCCGGAAGGUUGUUCUCCCCCUACCCGGGGGUUCGAAGAGGAUUAUCGAUAUUCUGUCUUUAUGCACGCGCGGACACAGAUGCAGGAAGAUGAAUUCAAGGAGAUGCAAUUGGAGAUACAGAAUUGUAUUAUAAAAUGA